AUGAAAAUGAAAAGUGUUUAUUUUGUUGCUGGGCUCCUUUUAAUGAUAGUUCAAAGCAGCUGGCAAAAUCCUCUUCAGGAUACAGAGGAGAAAUCAAGAUCAUUCAAAGCUUCCCAGUCUGAACCAUUAGAUGACUCUAGACAGAUGAAUGAAGUGAAACGUCACUCACAAGGCACAUUCACCAGUGAUUACAGCAAGUACUUGGACACUAGACGAGCUCAGGACUUUGUGCAAUGGUUAAUGAGCACUAAAAGAAAUGGCCAACAAGGACAGGAGGACAAAGAAAAUGACAAAUUCCCGGACCAGCUCUCAAGCAAUGCGAUCUCCAAGCGUCAUGCUGAAUUCGAGAGACAUGCUGAAGGCACCUAUACCAGUGAUAUCACCUCUUAUUUGGAAGGUCAAGCUGCCAAAGAGUUCAUUGCUUGGUUAGUGAAUGGACGAGGAAGAAGAGAUUUCCCAGAAAAAGCUCUUGUGGCCGAAGAAAUGGGCCGAAGACAUGCAGAUGGCACUUUCACGAGCGAUAUCAACAAAGUCCUUGAUGACAUGGCUGCCAAAGAGUUCCUAAAAUGGCUGAUUAACACAAAAGUUACCCAAAGGGACCUUCUGGGAGAAUACUAGUAAAAAUGCAGAAUAAAAAUGGGAUAAAUGAAGAUCUUCAUUGCAUCAACUGCCAGUUAUUAAGAGAUUCUGAAAUCUGUAUUCUGUCAUUUACAUUGGGUGUAACAAAGCUAUGUCACCUUGCAUGCCAGGAAAUAAUUGUACUAUAGUUUAGUGUUGCCAAAGGUUUAUAUAUGGAAAACCUAUUGUCUAAGGGAUGGCUACCUUAAAAGCUUUAAGACUACGAAAGUUCCAUAUCUUCAUAUUUUCCAUUUAUUAGGACUGCAGUAACUCCAUUUAUAUUUAAUGAUAAAAUUAUUUUUCUAAAAAGUUGACUUCUACACACAAAUGAUUCAAUCACCAAUUACAUGUGUUAUUUGUACGGAGCUGGCAGUUACAAAUGCCUGAGAAGUGAAUAUCCCUCUUAAAACCUUUGUUAUAAAAAGGCUAAGCUUUAAGGACAUUAAAUGAUAGCCUUAAAUAAAUUUUUUCAAGCUUC
This is a messenger RNA of Phaethon lepturus (White-tailed tropicbird), 1096 nucleotides long. It is a transcript of the gene GCG, whose product is annotated as glucagon. The transcript is spliced from 6 exons. The record is from RefSeq and is a predicted model, not a curated record. Gene Ontology annotation, biological process: positive regulation of insulin secretion involved in cellular response to glucose stimulus; negative regulation of apoptotic process; adenylate cyclase-modulating G protein-coupled receptor signaling pathway. The coding region runs from base 1 to 618 and encodes 205 amino acids. Gene Ontology annotation, cellular component: extracellular region. NCBI's taxonomy places the organism in Eukaryota, Metazoa, Chordata, Aves, Phaethontiformes, Phaethontidae. Gene Ontology annotation, molecular function: hormone activity; glucagon receptor binding.